AUGCCAAACUGUCCAAUUAAUUUUUAUCGAGUUAAACGGCAUUUGCUACCGAAUGCUUCCGCUUCACCUUCGUCAUUGACUACUUAUAUUUGUCCAGUCUGUUGUGAAGCGUCAACAUCGCCAAAUCGCUGUAGCGACGUUAAUUGUACACAACACACAGGCUUUCGUACAUCACCAAUAUCUUAUUUACGAAUUCCAAUACUUCAACAGUUACGAGAAAUUCUUGCUCAUACACAUGCAUUGAAUUUUGAACAACAAAAAUCUGCUUCAAACAUUGAUACAAUGAAUGAUAUAUAUGAUGCAGAAACGUAUCAACGUAUAAUAAAGAAAGAGGCAGGAAAGAACUUUUUAACUCUAUUAAUGAAUGUCGACGGUAUUCAAGUUGCAAAAAGCUCAAAUUUAUCUCUUUGGAUAUUUACAUUGGUCAUUAAUGAAAUCAAAAGAAGUGAACGGUUUAAAUUAAAAAACGUCAUAGUAGGUGGCAUUGCAUCAACUGUAUCAAAACCCAGCCGUCAUCAGAUGCAAGCACUUCUAUCACCUAUUGUAAAAGAACUUGUUGUUUUGGAACAAGGUGAAACUUUUAAAGUAAAAUGUUUGAAUGAAAACUCAAACAUACGUCUUAAAAUAUUCUUGAUUGCAUCUUGCUGUGAUAAGCCGGCACAAUGUUUGGUUCAAGGAAUUAGUGAACCAAUAGGAGCUUUCGGUUGCGGACGUUGUGAACUGGAAGGUAAGAAUAUGGGUAUUAUUUACAGUGUUCUUAUGUUAAUGAAUCAAAUUACUAAUUUAGGGGAAACAGUGGCUGUUAAACCGAAUUCAAAGAAGAAAAUUCGAGUUUUUCCUCUUGUUCCUAAUCAUCAAGAACAGCCUCGCUAA
Molecule: messenger RNA, 873 nt
Organism: Rotaria socialis
Lineage: Eukaryota; Metazoa; Rotifera; Eurotatoria; Philodinida; Philodinidae
Source: the annotation of a GenBank genome assembly